Penaeus vannamei (Pacific white shrimp) is the source of this 2227-nucleotide messenger RNA. The record is from RefSeq and is a predicted model, not a curated record. NCBI's taxonomy places the organism in Eukaryota, Metazoa, Arthropoda, Malacostraca, Decapoda, Penaeidae.
CGUGUCUAAUUCCUCUAAUUCCUUUCUCGUUGCAGGUGCGAAUGGAGUGAUGUUGCAUGAGUAUGAACGACACCGGGCGGAGGCGGUGGAUACGGUGAUGGAAGCGCCCGCGCCUACGGCACCGGGGAUGGGGUGCGGGCGGGUGGGCGGGCGGAGGAGCCACGCCCGCAGCGCCUCCCACGGGGCAUUAUGAUCACCCACCAGCCUCAUCUGGAUCAGGGCCAUGCGGCGGGCACGAUGCCAGUGGGCGUGGGCGGGCUGGGCGGCCCUCCGACGAGCACCGGCGGCAGCGGAGGGGCGGGGCAGCGGCGGCGGCGGCGGGUACGUGAAGGGGCACCAGCGGGCGUUCUCGCACGGGCAGCUGGUGGAGGGCGGGCGGGGGCACCGGCGGGCGGGCUCGAGGACGGACUUCAUCCUGCCGGAGGGGCACGAGCAGCGCACGCGGGAGAGGGAGCAGCAGCAGCAGCACAAGAAGACGCUGAGCCGCUCGUCCUCGUUCCCGAAGGGCCACUCGCGCCAGGCCUCGCGCUCCGAGUCCAUCUACACCAUCCGCCAGCACAAGAGGACGCUCAAGCAGAAGAUCAUGUUCUGGAAGAAGGUCCCUGAGGAGUCGCGGACGCGCGUGGUGGUGGCCAACCACGUGGUUCCGCCGCACGUGUCGCGCGCUCAGCAUCCGAACGGCUCGUAUCCGGACAACCGCAUCUGCACCACAAAGUACACCAUCCUCUCCUUUCUGCCCAAGAACCUGUUCGAGCAGUUCCACAGGUUCGCCAAUCUGUACUUCCUGUUCAUCGUCCUGCUCAACUUCGUGCCGGCGGUGAAUGCCUUCGGGAAGGAGGUGGCGAUGCUGCCCCUCAUCUUCGUGCUGGGCAUCACCGCCAUCAAGGAUGCCUUCGAGGACCGCCGCAGAUGGCACUCGGACAACCGCGUCAACAAUGCCACCUGCCGCGUCUACAACAGGUGAGUACCCUGCCGCGUGCACAGCAGGUGUUGGCUUCGUUUAGCGGCGUCUUGAGGGCGUCGCGAGGGCGUCCGUCACGUCUUGAGGGCGUCGCUAGUUCCUGAAAGGUCGUUGGGAUGGGAGGACUUCUUCACUUAAAGUCGGGGUGGGUCGCCGGCGUGCGGGGGCGUCGGCAGGGCCCCCCUUUAUGCGGCGCUGUUUUGCGAUGUGGGCGACGGAAGGAAGAGGGGUUAGGUUUUCUUGGUGUGUUGCAUUCAAGCGUUCAAGCCUCCAGCACGUAAUAUUGCUCAAUCGCGCUCAACAUCCACUCACAUGUAUUUCUAUAACACACACACACACAUCGACGCUGAAAAGAUGAUGCUCCAACGCCAAAAAUCGGCAGACUUUUCACGGACACACUCGCACUGGCGUUUUAGUUCACACCGGAUUUCUCAAGCUUUGAAAGUCGAGUGAAACCGCGCGGCUGCUUUCUCAAAGGCCUUCGAGCUUCCGACGAGGAGAAGAGAAAGAGCGCUGUCGCCGCGCUCACAACCACAGCGCUCACAACCACAGCGCUCAGCGAGAGGGCCGUCUCCCCAGCCGUCCCUGGUGCAAGGCGGUGGCAUGCAUCUCGCUCGCUCCCCGUGCCUCCUCGCGACGGCUGCAGCUCGUUCCACCUUCGGGAGAGAACGAGGGGGGGAGGAUUUACGAUCGCCGAUACAGUCGAAGGCGCUCGUAACCUAGUUCUGCGUGUGUCUUUGGCCUCGGAGUGCGCGCGGGAGCUCGGGUUGCUUGAGGAUGAGUUGUUCAGGAAGUAGCAAGAAGGGCUUGUCGGGGACUUUGUUCUGGGAAUGGGGUUUGAUAAGGGUUAAAACGUUUGUGUCUAUUUGUAUCUGUAUUUUGUUUCUGUUUGGGAAUUGUAACCACAUGGAUAUCCAGUUGCUAUACGUGUAUGUGCAGGGCGUGUUCCAAUAGAGGUGUUAUUGGCAGAUCCUGCGUAGUUCAUGGAGUACGUCUUGUGUACACUUGACUACUUACCCAUAUGCUGUUAUCAUUCAUUAUCUACGUGGUCAAGGAUAAAGCAUACUUAAUUAAAUCCCAGAAUAAAAGUAUGAUGAUCAGGAAAUUCCACGUAAUACGCGUCAUUUUUUUCCAACAACAAUAAAGCAGAGGAAUUAAAACUGAUUGUUUCAGCGGCAGUGCAGCAUUUUUUUAAAAAUUUUGAAUACAGUAAUGAAAGCAUGUUGGGAGCUGCGGCUUUGGCGUGAAAGGCUAACAAAGGAGGGG